Molecule: messenger RNA, 4746 nt
Organism: Plasmodium yoelii
Lineage: Eukaryota; Apicomplexa; Aconoidasida; Haemosporida; Plasmodiidae
Exons: 3
Coding region: 1-4746 (1581 amino acids)
Source: RefSeq, a predicted model, not a curated record
AUGAAAAAAAUAUACAGGGGAACUAAAACAGAUGAAAUAUUUCAGGCUCAAAAAAAUAAAUAUCGCCAUUUAAUUAACAAAAAUCACAUUUACAAUAAUAUAUAUCUUAAUCUGGAAGUGUAUCAAAAAUGGAGAAAUUUGAUUAUUGAUAAAGAUGAAAAUGAGCAUUGGAACGACCACUCCUUAAACACUAUCUUAAAUGCGGACUCAAAAUCUAUGGAUAAAGAAAUUAAGCAUUUACUAAGACGAGGUGUUUCUGAUUCUCUUAAACAUUUAAUAUGGAUACGUUCAAAUGAUGUUAAUUAUUUUGUAAUAAAUUUUCCCCAUUUUUAUGAAACAACUAUAUAUAAUACAUUUGGAGACAAAAUUCCAUCAAAUUUAUCUAAUGAUUGCCCAACAUUUUGUGGAGGUAUAUUAGGAUUGCAAGAAGAUAUUAUGUGUGUGCAAACUAAAAUUGAAGAAUUAGAAAUCGAUAAUAAUGAUGAUUAUAAUAGUUUUAAUAUUAAUGAUUCAACUAGUAACAUACUAAAGCUUUUAUUUAACAAUCCAAAUGAUAUGGAAAAAAAAAAAGAUAAAUAUUUAUUACCUGAACAUAAUUUUUGGAAAGAACCUAAAGCAUUAAGUACCCCAAAUUUUGGAAUAAAUAAUAAUAAGCCAAAAAAAAAAAAAUUCCAAUAUAUAGAAAAUGUAAAAAAUAAAAUUUUAAAAAAUAAAAGAAUUGAUAAUUAUUUAAGAGUAGCAUCUGAUUCAGUUUUACCAUAUUCACGUAAUUUCAUUUUAAAAAAUUUGUCAAAUAAAUUUUCUAAAUUAAAACUGGAUAAAAAGAAUAAUGGAGAAUUUUCUAAUAACAUAAAUUUAAAUAUAUAUGAAUGUUGUAAUAUAAAAUGUAAUUAUGAUAUAUCUUAUCGUGAUCAAAGAGAAUGUAGUAAUGACGUAUCCAAUUUGAUGGGUUCUGAAUUGGGUAAAAUUGAUUCUAAUGAUAACAUAGAUGUAUCAAAUAAAACUGUUAGUAGUGAUAAAAAACUUGGACAUGAAAAAAAUAAUUUAUUAAAAAAUUGUAGUAAAACAGAAAGAGAUAUUCUUAUCAAAGAUGAUAUUAUUAUUUUUCAUAAUAAUGAAACAGAUCAAAAUAGUAAUAAAUUAGAUGUAGUAAGUAAUAACAGUUUUAAUAAUAGUAGAACAAAUAGUCCUAGAAAUAGCCAAAAUAAUAGUGAUCAUAAUAUUCAUAGUAUAUAUUGUAAAAAACAUAAAUUACAUGGCCAUCAUCAAAGUUCAUAUCAACUUUCUACUCGUGAAAAUGAAAAUUUUGAAUCAAAUAAAUAUUUACAUAUACAAACAUACAUGACAGAGCAAUAUAUAAUUAGCAAAAAACAGGCAGAAAAAAUGAACACAGCAAAAUUAUACUUAAGAACUAAAAGGAAAAAAAAAAAAGAUAAUGAAAAUAAUUUAUCUAAAAAUAAUAAAAACACAAAUAAAGGUAUGAAUAGGCAUAAUUCAGAUUAUUCAAUUUCUAGUACAUCUACUGAACAAUUUUUAAAUAAAAAAACGAUAGAAAAUAUUUAUGGAAAAAAAAAAUAUUCUAGUUAUAAUCGUACUAAACAGUUUUUAGAAAAAACAUUUAAUGUAACCCAAAGUAAUAAAAAAAAUGAGAGAAAAUUAUCAGAUCAUAUUUCAUCUUUAUUAAAAAAAAGUUUAAAUACAGAUUAUUUAACCCAAAAAUCAACAACAACACAAUUUCACCCAAAACAUUCUAAUAUAUAUUUUGUAGGGGGAAAGGACCCAAACAAUAGUGACCAGAGUUCCCAAAAGGAUGCAGAAAAAGGUGCAAAAAAUGUUGAAAAAGGUGCAAAAGACGCACAAAAUUCGCAAAGUGCGCAAAGUUUGCAAAAAAAUUUCAAGCGAAGUAACGCUUUUAAAAGUAAUAACAUUAACACGCAUUUGGAGAACGACAAAUUAAAAGAUGAUUACAAAAAUAUAAAUGAUUCAUUUAUUUCCGAUUUUCAAAACAAUAAAAAUAUGUGGAAAAGCAAAGAGGGUGAUAGCAACUCCAUAGUAGAACUGAGUGUUUUUAAUUCAAAUGAGGAAUAUAAAAAAAGUGAAAAUAUUUGUAAAAGUUUAGAAAGCCGUGAAAAAUAUGAUCUAAAAAAAGGUGAUAAAAAUGAAAAAAUGUCUACUAAUAGAAAAUCAAUUUUUAGUAAAUUAAAAUACAUGUUUUAUAAAAAAAAAAAUACUUUUGAAAAUUAUGAUGAUGAAUUUUCGAAAUAUGAACAAGAUGAAGAAGAUAUGGCUUCUCAAUAUGUUAAUAUUCCAAUUGAAAAAUAUAAUCGUCAAGUAUAUUUUCCAUUUGAAAAAAAUUCAAAAAUCGAAAGUACUACACCUAUUACACCUUCUACUACAAAUGAUAAUAAUAAAAAUUGUGAUUCAAUAAAUAAAACAGAUUCUUUUUUUGGGGAGUUUAAACAAUAUAAUGAAAUAGAUGUCGAAAAAAAAAAUAAAAAUUCAAAACAUUUUAUAGAACCUCAAAAUCUAGAUGUAUGCAAAAAUGAGAAAAAAGAAACUAAACAAAAUUAUACAAAUGGAAAUAAAACAUUAAAUAAAUAUAAUAUCAUUAUAAGUAGACAUGAACAAGAUAAUGAUGAUAAUAAGUCGAUUAUUCGUCAAUGUAAUAAUAAAUACUAUGAUAAUAGAUGUGAUACAAAAUGUGAAAAUAUCUUAUUUGAAAAUGAUAAGUAUUCAAAUAUUUAUAAUAAAAAUCAAGAUAAUAAAUUAAAUGACAUUUCAUAUAGUUCACCCCAAAUUGAAACGCAUGAAUAUUUUUCUGAUGAUACACAAUAUCAUGGUAUUAAAAUUAAAAAAGUGAAUAAAAAAAAAGAAGAAAAAGAUGAAUGGAAUCAAAAUAAUAAUGACACAAUGUCAAGAAUAGAUAAUGAUAGUAACUCAGAUAAUACUACAAACAAAAAUAAUUUCGAAAAUUUUAAAUUACCAAAGACACAUCCUUUGAAUGAAGAAAAUGAAAAAGACGAGAGCAUCAGCACAGAGAGUGAAGACGAAGAAGAAGAACAUAAUCAAAAUCAAUCUCCACAAAAAAAAAUAAUGAAAAAAAAAAAAAAAAUAUAUUUUAAGGAUAUUUCAGAGAGUGAGGAAAAUGAACAAAUACAUAAUGUGACCAAAUUUAAUAAACAAAUUGGUGAUAAUAAUAAAAGAGAAGAUUUCUUGAAAAUUCGAGACCCCUAUAAUUAUUAUGGCGAAUAUAAUUUAUCUGAUAAUAGAGAAGAAGGGGGGGGAGGAGACAGUGACGGGAAAGGCGAAUGGGAAAAAAAAAAUCCAAAAAAAAAACGUGAUGAAAAACGUGAUGAAAAACGUGACGAAAAACGUGAUGAAAAACGUGACGAAAAACGUGAUGAAAAACGUGACGAAAAAUUCGAUGAAAAACGUGAUGAACAUGAUCAAGGUGGCGAUAAAAACCUUGAAAACGAAUUAUAUAAUAAAUUUUACGAAAAAAAUGGAAAUAAUAAUUGGGAUUAUCCAAAUGUAUAUAAUUUAGAUGAUGCAACUGAAUUUAGUCAAUUAUUAAAUGACAAUGGAAAACAUGAAAUAAAAAAAUUGUUAUGGGCAAUAAAUAAUAAUUUUGGUAAUGAUAUUGAAUUUGCCCCAAUUAUACCAAACUUAUGUAUAGUAUUGCUUAUAUAUUUUAAAGCUUCAGUAGUAUAUUGUAUAAUUCAUUGUUUAAUAAAAAAAGGAAUUGAUAGUAUACGAAAUAAAGAGUUACCAUUUUUUAUAUACAAAAGAAAAGAUUUCGUAAAAUAUGUGAAAUAUGUAUUAAAUAGUUUUAUAAAGUUUUUACCUAAAUGUUAUUAUUAUUUAAGAAAAUUAAAUUUUGAUUUGGCUGCCUGGACAGCUAGAUGUAUACAAGAUGGAUUCGCAAGAAUGUUACCAUUUGAUUUUGUAUUAAGAAUAUAUGGAACAUUUUUAUUUGAAGGACAAAAAACAUUAUGUUUAUAUUGUUUAGCUUUGUUGAAAUUUUUAGAAGAUGAUAUUUUAAAAUGUAGUAAUAUUGAAGAAAUAGAAAAUAUAUUAUAUCACAUCUGUAUGCAUCCAUAUUUAGAUAUUAAUAAAUUAACACAAUCUGCUUAUCGUUUUAAAUUAAAAGCUAAAGAAAACCAUUUACAAUUAUCAACAAAAUGUCCAUCUCCUUAUCUCAUGAAUGUAAAAAUAAAAAAUUUUUAUCGACCAAGAUUAAAUGAUAGUUCUAGAAUUAUUAAUUCAUUUCAUUGGGAAAAAUUAUGGGAAAAAAUACCAAGUAAUAAUAGAUCUUUAGAUCCAUAUUUAACAUUUUGUUCUAAAAAAGAUGGUUAUAAUUUACAAAAAUUAUUAGAUAAAACAGAAAAAAAUAAAAAAAAACCAAUGAUACUUAUUUUAAAAACAUUUGAUUAUGAUUUGAUAGGAUUCUAUUGUCCUUUUUCAUUAAAUAGAGAUUAUAAUUUUGUUAGUUUAACAGAUAAAAGUUCAUCUUUUCUUUGUACUUUCAAUUCGACUUUUAAAUUUUAUAGAUGGUCAGGAAAAAACAAUACCCUCAUACUUAUGAGAGAUGGAAUAUAUAUAGGGGGAAAUGAUAUUGCCUUAUUUAUUGAUAGAGAUAUAAAAGUUGGCAAAACAAAUUAUUCCGAAUCUUUUUCCUCACCCCCUUUAAUAUCCAAUGGAUAUGAUUUCAACAUUAUGGAUAUCGAAAUAUGGAACUUAAAAUGA